AUGGGAGAGCGGCAGGACAGAACAUUCCCUCCUAGAAUCUUCGCCAGCUUCAUGCCAAUCUGGCAGCACUUGCGGCCUCUUUGCGAGGUCUUCAGGCUGUGGGAGACAGAUGGCGGCUGCCCUUCCGAGCUCUUGCCUGGGCAGGAGGCGCCCCUUCCCCAGCAACUUAUAUAA
Molecule: messenger RNA, 174 nt
Organism: Colletotrichum aenigma
Lineage: Eukaryota; Fungi; Ascomycota; Sordariomycetes; Glomerellales; Glomerellaceae
Exons: 2
Coding region: 1-174 (57 amino acids)
Source: RefSeq, a predicted model, not a curated record